UAUUUCCAUGGGUAAAACGUUCAAUUAUCUCUAAAAUCGUUUCGAAUCUUGUGGCACUUUGUGGCGACAAUUUAGAAGGAACUGUUCACGGUCGUUUCACUCAUUUUGAAGGAUCUGAUUAUUGUGCGAAGGUCGGUGCGCAUUUGGUUACAAUUAGAGACGCUCAGGAAGCAAAUUAUGUAGAUUGUGAGCAUUGCACCAGAUACUGUUGCGGAGUGAAGGGUUUGAAAGGUUUCGCUGUGAAUCAUAUAGGUACACAAGAAAUUUUAACAAAGGCUUACCUUAUCACGGUGAAAGCUCGUAAGCGCUUCAGUUAUGCCACGAAGAUGGCCCAGCAAAAAGGAUUAUUAUCUUUUAUUUGUAUAAAAAGUGAUGAAUAA
This is a messenger RNA of Loa loa (African eye worm), 380 nucleotides long. Its product is annotated as C-type lectin/C-type lectin-like domain-containing protein. The transcript is spliced from 4 exons. The record is from RefSeq and is a predicted model, not a curated record. NCBI's taxonomy places the organism in Eukaryota, Metazoa, Nematoda, Chromadorea, Rhabditida, Onchocercidae. The annotation marks the transcript as partial.